UCUCCUUGCAGAUAAUCUUCUUUCUCCUCUCCCAAGCAACCACCAUCUUUGCGCCUUCAAGGUCUUUCCACUGCGACCUCUCUUGACACCACGCGAUAUAUCCACAACUCUGAGCCCUUGAGCUUUGCAUAAACUACACACAAGAUACCCAACAUGCCUUUCACCGCAAGCGACAUUUGCAAGAUCCUUCUUGCCAUCAUCCUGCCGCCCGUCGGUGUCUUCCUCGAGCGAGGCUGCGGCGCUGACUUCCUGAUCAACAUCCUCCUCACGAUCCUGGGUUACAUUCCCGGCAUCAUCCACGCUCUGUACAUCAUACUGAAAUACUAAACACGCCGCCCACCAUCGUAUCCGCAAGCUCAAGCCAUGACGCCCCGUCGCUUCACGCCAUGCACGCACCACCAAUUUGCGGCAUCUGAACGGGCAUUGACUGGCGAAGUCUUUUAGAAUACGGAUGCGACAGUGGAGGAGUGGUCGCCGGCUCACAACGUGGCCGGAUAUAGACGCGGUUAUGACAGUCUUUCCUUCAUGGACUCUUUAUCUUCUUCUUCUGGUCGGCUGGAGGCAGAUGCACCCUGUUUGGAGGCGGCAUCAGGUUUGGCUAUUGUAAUGAAUUGAUACCCGACUUCCUCUAAUCACAAUUAUUUAUACAUUGAA
Molecule: messenger RNA, 654 nt
Organism: Trichoderma reesei QM6a
Lineage: Eukaryota; Fungi; Ascomycota; Sordariomycetes; Hypocreales; Hypocreaceae
Exons: 3
Coding region: 154-327 (57 amino acids)
Cellular component (GO): membrane
Source: RefSeq, a predicted model, not a curated record